AAAGUAACCAAGUUAUUUUUGUAACCAAUUUAUUGUUCUGUGAUGUAACCGAGGUCUUACAUUCUACAGUAUCACCACCAGCAGCAGCUGCAAAGACGACCCGUGUUCAAAAUAUUUUUAUCACGAUUCGCGUUAUCUAAGCAAUGAAAAUGCUGAUAAACCAAUAUCCACGAGCGGCACGAGCAUAAUAUUAUACCCUUUUCAGUUUUAUUUGAAAUUUGAGAAAACAAAAUACUUCAUUUUUAAAAUGAGUAGCAAGGUAGUAAACGAGAGCAGCAUGUGCUAUAUUGACUUUUGUCCAAAUUGCUCAAACAUUCUUCACUUGGACGAGUAUCUGGGAGAGAUGAGACAGAAAUGUCAAGUAUGUCCGUACUUCUCAACAAUCAAAAACGUCAUGCUUGCUUCCCGAUCAUUUUACAAACUGAAAGAAAUAGAUUCAGUUCUGGGAGGCAAAGCUGCGUGGGAAAAUGUGGAUUCAAUUGAUGUAGUUUGUAAUUCGUGCAAUCAUGGCAGGGCAUACUUUUUACAAGUUCAAACUAGAUCAGCAGAUGAACCUAUGACUGUUUUCUAUAAAUGCUGCARCUGUGGUCACAGAUGGCGAGAAUAAAUGAUUGAUAGUAAAUUUAAUGAAUGAAGUUUUUGAUUAAUAUGAUUAAAACAGAAAUUACCUAAUUAAUACAAAUAAUAUACUAAAAUAAAUAACACAUG
Messenger RNA from Diuraphis noxia (Russian wheat aphid), 708 nucleotides. It is a transcript of the gene Polr3K, whose product is annotated as RNA polymerase III subunit K. Gene Ontology annotation, molecular function: zinc ion binding; nucleic acid binding. The record is from RefSeq and is a predicted model, not a curated record. Gene Ontology annotation, cellular component: RNA polymerase III complex. Gene Ontology annotation, biological process: termination of RNA polymerase III transcription; DNA-templated transcription. NCBI's taxonomy places the organism in Eukaryota, Metazoa, Arthropoda, Insecta, Hemiptera, Aphididae.